GACCACCGAUUGACUCAAUCAUUUCAAUUGGUUUAACCAAUUGUUGUUGUCAUCACUUACUUUCAGUAGUGGUCAUCACAAACAUGUCAAUCGACACAUCGCUCUUCAUCUUCAGUCUGUUCGACACUUCGGCACUUCUUUUCCUAACUGUUUAUAUUGUGAUAACACUGAGCGACUUGGAGUGCGAUUAUCUCAAUGCCCAACAAUGUUGUAACAAAUUGAACAAGUGGGUGAUUCCAGAAGUCAUUUCGUACGGAAUUUUAGUGAUACUCCUGUUGUUUACCAAUCAUUGGAUCUUAUUUUUAUUGAACGCACCGAUGUUGGCCUGGAUUUCCUAUAAAUAUUUUUCAAUACCGAAGGGAAAUAUUGGUUUCUAUGACGCGACCGAAGUUCACAACAGAGGAAAUCUUAAACAACUGAUGAAGUUUUCAAUGGUUCGUCUGGUCUAUCAUUUGAUCCAUUUCUUCAUCUACUUGUAUUGUAUGAUCAUUGCAUUGCUAACCAAUGGAUGA
Oppia nitens is the source of this 512-nucleotide messenger RNA. It is a transcript of the gene cnir, whose product is annotated as protein cornichon homolog 4-like. NCBI's taxonomy places the organism in Eukaryota, Metazoa, Arthropoda, Arachnida, Sarcoptiformes, Oppiidae. Gene Ontology annotation, biological process: endoplasmic reticulum to Golgi vesicle-mediated transport. The record is from RefSeq and is a predicted model, not a curated record. Gene Ontology annotation, cellular component: COPII-coated ER to Golgi transport vesicle; endoplasmic reticulum membrane. The transcript has 4 exons. The coding region runs from base 84 to 512 and encodes 142 amino acids.